AUGCAUACUACGGCGAUGGGGGAAAAUGAUGACUCCUUCCCCAAUGAUCAGAUUUCGGAUAGUGACAGUCAAAUUGAUCGCACCGAUUCAUAUUCAUCCUCUGAUACUUCAUCGAGCGAUGACGAUGUCGAAUGCAUGUCGCGAAUGCAGACCGCGCAGACUCAACCUGGGUAUGGUCUAGAGCGCCAUCCUACAGCGCUCAGUCGGAUCGCAACACAGCGAAGUCAGCACAGCGCGACAGUUGGAUCACUCAGGCCGCGACAAUCCAGGAAGCCUUUGCCCGAGUUUGGAGCAGGAAAACCGUAUCCGCCUCCGCUCCCAGACAAAGAGGAGUAUGUGGUAGAGUUCGUUGGACCUGACGACCCUCUACACCCGCAGAACUGGCCUACUAAAAAGAAUAUCUUUUCUUCCGCGAAUUCUGUAGUGUCUGCAAAGUUCAAUGUAUCAACCGAGGUUGGCACUCUGGGCAUGUCUUUAUAUGUUCUCGGCUUCGCAUUUGGUCCUACCCUCUUCUCCCCGUUGUCAGAGCUGUUUGGCCGCCGAUUGCCCAUCCUUAUCGGCAUUUUUGGGUUCACGGUUUUCCAAUUCGGCGUUGCUACGGCUGAGAAUCUCCAAACCGUCAUCAUCUGCCGUUUUUUUGGAGGAUUUUUUGGAGCGUGUCCUAUCGCUGUAGUGGCAGCUGUGUUUUCCGACAUCUAUGACAAUCGUCACCGUGGACUUGCAAUCACGAUAUUUACCAUGAUGGUCUUUACGGGCCCGCUUUUUGCUCCGUUCAUUGGGGGUUUUAUCGUGGAUAGUUACCUAGGCUGGCGAUGGACAGAAUAUCUCGCGGGGAUAUUAGGAGCCACUGCAUUCGUAUUGGACUUGUUCUUCGUCCAUGAGACAUACCCUCCAAUUGUCCUGAUCAGAAAGGCCGAAGAGCUGCGCCGGAGAACCAAGAACUGGGGCAUCCAUGCGAAGCAAGAGGAAGUCGAGAUUGACCUGGGCGAGUUGAUUGCGAAGAAUUUCAGCCGCCCCGUGCGAAUCCUGUUCAGUGAGCCAGUCCUGCUCCUACUAAGCAUCUACAUGGCCUUUCUAUACGGCUUGCUCUACCUUUUCAUGACGGCAUAUCCUAUAGUUUUCCAGCGAAUCCACGGUUUCAACAAGGGUGUUGGUGGGCUACCUUACUUCGGCCUUAUCCUGGGCGAGUUCCUUGGAGGGUUCUUCAUCAUUGCAAUGCAACCCUGGUACAACAGAAAAUUGAGCGCGAAUGGCGAUAUCCCAAUCCCUGAAUGGAGAUUGCCACCAGCCAUCAUUGGCAGCAUGGCUUUCGCCGCUGGACUUUUCUGGUUCGGCUGGACUGGAUAUACCGGCAAUACACAUUGGAUCGUUCCUACGGUAUCAGGAAUUCUCACCGGGUUCGGCUUACUAUGCAUCUUCCUUCAAUGUCUCAACUAUAUCAUUGAUACCUAUCUUGUUUUCGCCGCAUCUGCUUUAGCGGCAAACAGUAUCCUCCGUUCCUUUGCUGGUGCAGGAUUUCCCCUGUUCGCUCCUUAUAUGGUAAGGCAGACUCUCUCUGGCAAGUUUAAUGCCAUUGGAGUCAACUGGACGGGAACUCUCCUCGGUUGCGUAGCUGCCGUCCUCAUGCCCAUUCCCCUUCUCUUCUAUCUCUACGGCCAUAGAAUCCGUUCUAAGAGCAGGUUCGCCGCCGAAUAUACCACCGUCGCUAAGGCCAACACCACUGCUACCGAGAAUUAG
Messenger RNA from Aspergillus nidulans FGSC A4, 1737 nucleotides. Its product is annotated as MFS transporter. The transcript is spliced from 4 exons. Lineage: Eukaryota; Fungi; Ascomycota; Eurotiomycetes; Eurotiales; Aspergillaceae. The record is from RefSeq and is a predicted model, not a curated record. Gene Ontology annotation, molecular function: transmembrane transporter activity. Gene Ontology annotation, biological process: transmembrane transport. Bases 1 to 1737 code for a protein of 578 amino acids. Gene Ontology annotation, cellular component: membrane.